Messenger RNA from Perkinsus marinus ATCC 50983, 1714 nucleotides. RefSeq lists its product as hypothetical. The record is from RefSeq and is a predicted model, not a curated record. Gene Ontology annotation, molecular function: sphingomyelin phosphodiesterase activity. Gene Ontology annotation, cellular component: extracellular region. The coding region runs from base 7 to 1533 and encodes 508 amino acids. The transcript has 14 exons. NCBI's taxonomy places the organism in Eukaryota, Perkinsozoa, Perkinsida, Perkinsidae.
CACUUCAUGGACUACAUAUUGAAUCGAGGAGUAGGAGGAGGAAUAGGGGGAGGGUUUGGAAGUAUGCUUCGACAGUCCAUGUGUCGAUGUCUACCAUAUGGUUGGUCUACUGCUGUUAUUGGUAAUGAACCUGAUGAUGAUGAUCUAGAUGAAUUGGAGAUACUCCAUGAGACUUCUAAUAUAGUUGAUAAUGUUCGGAUAUUAUCUUAUAACAUAUUCAUUCGUCCUCCGGCACCUCGAUUCACCCACAAUGUAGAUGAUGAUUAUAAAGAUCAAAGAUUGGAAGAGUUUAUCAAGUUUUACUUACAACGUUAUCAUGUAGUUUGUUUACAGGAGAUGUUUGGUGCCUUCUCUGCUCGUCGUAAAAGGCUUAUAGCACGAGCAAGGAGGAUGGGCUUUAGAUGGAAGGUUACAUCACCCCAACGGAGAUCCUCAGGUUUCCUAGUAGAUGGUGGAUGUAUCAUAUUAUCACGAUUGCGUAUUGUACGAUCACGGGCUAUAGUCUAUCAACCCGGAGUGUUCUCAGAUCAACUAGCAGCUAAAGUGCUCUCAGGUGCAUUAUAUGCCCUAUUAAACCCAGCUCCGGGAGUUUUCAUUCAUCUUUUCUCAACACACCUUCAAGCGAGUUAUAGUGAUAAAGCCGGGGAGGUAGCUGCUAAGAUACGGCAGAGUCAGAUCGAUGAGUUGGUCGACUUUAUAAAGAAAUGCACAAGUGAAGAAAAUAUUAAUGCAGUACCUUGUAUGAUGAUGAACAUUGAGGACAUCCUAUCCAAACCUCAUACAAGUUCAGCGUUGAGUACCACAGACUCAUAUAAUUCCCCUUCAGCUGCUGAUAUGAAUAGGCCACCAACACAGGAGGUUAUAGGAAGACCAAGUGAUGACCCAUCCUAUCAUCAACAAGAAGAAUGUGACUCUAUUAAUAGGUGUUGUAAUAAUGAAGUUGGACCUUUAUCACGCAAGCAUCCCAUAGUUUUAGUGGGUGAUUUCAACUGUAAUGCCCGAACUAAUCCACAUAAUGGUGUAGAUGAUUCUGAUGAGUUCAAAUUAAUAAUCUCCAAGUUACGACAGAUUGGUGUAACACAUGAUGUCCUGUUUGAGGAGCUCGGAGAGCAUCCUGUUACCUACGCCUCAGCUGACUUUGAUGUUACAACUCGAUCAUCAGCAGGAGCGUUGGAGUACACUGGUGCAUUCGUACCAUCAGAAACAGCAUUGACUGAUCCUAUUGAUUGGACUGGACAUGGGGAACAGACUAAUCAAUCACUUGAUUAUAUAUUCUAUUUCCCCUCAGCCACCACCAACAUCGUCGAUAAUAAGGCAACACCAUCAGUGAGUGUGAAAUCAGCUAAAGUGAAUAGCUUUCAUUUAACACAGCGUAGAGGAGAAAGGUUGUAUGCCCUCUCUCAAGCAACUAAUGAUCCACUACAGGAGUUUGGAUUCACCCAGUUAUCGGAUCAUUAUGGUGUAGAAGUGGAGCUCUCACUAACCCCAGAGGAAAGAGAUAAAAGCAUCAAUCCAUUGACACUUGUGGAGUAAUGAUAGGCAUAGAGCUGAUGUUGCCCUUUGUAUACAAUAUCAUGUAACAUUAUUGUCCGUCUCCAUCCCUAGUAUGUACGAACAUUAUCACUUGAGGAGGUCGACUCCUACUACUACUGGGAUAGUGUCCCUUCCUCCUCCUCCUCUUACCACUACUACUACUAUUGAUGCUGCUAUUAGG